CGACAAGCCGGAAUUAUGGCUUCCGCGCUCUCGCCAGAAGUGAUUUGAUACAAGUACGGCUGGAUCGUCCCCCGCCGGGGUCGUUCGCCUUGUUCUUCGCCUUUGGCUCUCCUCGUCCUCCUCCUCAGGCGGCCGUCUCUGUCUCGUGUGACGCACCCGGCUUUGCUCGCCGCCUCGAGUCUCCCCUGGAUAGGGCUCCUUCCACCGUGUACCUUCUUUUGGGCCCCGACCCUUGCCACUUUCUCACCUUCUCCGUGCCCACCUUUGCCCUUUCGCAUAUUCUACUACACUAUUUUUGUAAUGGCCGAGAAGCGGGCGUCCCUAUCAUCCACACCGGGUCCGAGCAACACCCUCCAGAGAGGUAAAGCAUGUCUCCGCUGCCGGAAACGCAAGAUGCGCUGCGACGGCGCAAAGCCCGCAUGCCAACAAUGCGUCCGCGCAAAGAAAGGCGAUGCCUGCGAAUACGACGACGGGAAGGGGAAGACGCGCACCCAGCUCAUGCGAGAGCACAUCGCUCGCCUCGAGCUUAGGGUCAAGGAGCUUGAGGGCCUCGAACACUCGUCUCCGUCCGUGACGCUGUUCGAUCCUCACUCACAGACCCCGUAUUACUCUGGGUCGUCCUCCUCCUCUAGCCACGGUUCCCCGGGCACCUAUAGUCUUCCUACUUCGGCAUCGCCGACGCCGUUUCAACCAGAGUCAAGUUGGGAGACACAAUGGGAGAACAUGGCAGACUUCGCGGGACCUGUCAGCGAACCAUACAAUCCGUCAGAGGAGCCACCACUCGAGCUUGCGCAGAUGCUGUUGGAGAUUUUCCUUCCCCACAGGCAUCAGUGUGGUCUUGAACUGCAUCCUGAUCGUCUGCGAGAAUCUCUGACUCUCCCCUCAUCAGAGCGCCGGCAUCCAGUCCUGAUGAACGCGAUCUACCUGUGGGCGUGUUACCUGUCGCGGCCAGGAUCUCUUUGCGAGCAUGAGCCCCAUUACUUGUCGCGUGCGCUGUCGGCUAUGACCGACGCGAUCCAGUACCCAUCCAAAGUGAUCGACGUGAUCCAGGCGUCCUGCAUCCUGUCAGUGUACUACCUCUCGAACGGCCGCCUGUUCGAGGGCAGCUACCACUCGACCGUCGCGUCUUCGCUGGCAGUGCAGUUCGGUCUGCACCAGAUUGAUGUGGACGAGCGGACGCCGCUGUCGAGCGCAGAGGACUGGGACUCGACGUUCAGACUUGAGCCUGCGAAGGACACGAUUGAGCGCGGAGAGCGGAUACUGACGUUCUGGCAAGUGUACAAUCUUGACCGGUGCUGGUCCGUGGCGCUCCAACGGCCGUCGACCAUCCCGGACAGCGAUCACCCCUGGACGUGUAUCAGCACACCGUGGCCGCAGAGUAUGGACGAGUAUGCAUGUGGAGACAUUGACGUUGGCAACGCGAGCCCGACCGUGCAAGGCUUUUUCAUGCACCAAGCUCAGACGUCGAACAUGGUCAGUGGCUUCUCGACUGCAGCUCUCCGCGCGAAAGCGUCCGCACUCUUUGAGGCUGCCAACCGGCUGUCGUCAAGCUGGAGCUCACAAGUGCCCUCCUCCAAUGCGUUCAUGGACAACUUCCGCGUGCUCGAGCACACCAUCACGCGCUUCGCGUCGACGCUGCUGCCCCUGCACCAGCUCGGCGCGGCGCUGCCUGAGGACAAGUACACCCUUAUCAUGGUCCACAGCCUGGCGCACGCAGCGAUGGUCCGUCUGCACUUCCCGUUCAUGGAAAACGACGCCAUCUCGCGCGAGAAGUGUCUUCGCUCCGCGCGGGGCAUGAUCCUCGUCUCCAAGCACAUCGUCGACAUGGACUUCGAGUUCCUGGACCCCCUGAUCGGUCCCUGUUGGUCUUCGGCAGCGAAGGUGCUCGAGUCAGAGCUGCUCCGCCUUCAGUCUUCGUGGCCGCCGAUGAACUCGCUGGAGAUCCAGGGCGAGCUGGGCGCUGUCCUCUUCGUGAUGACAAAGCUCAGCGCGCGGUUCCCGCUCCUAAGCUACCAGGCCGCGAAAAUCCAGAACUUCCUCGAGUCAAAAUAGGUGUUUCCGCCUGACCGGACCCUCUACGACCAAUUGUUAACUGGUCUCUGAACCCGCGCGGCCGUCUGUGGUCGCCGAUUCAGCUACGUUAUUUUUACGUUCUUGACGAACUUUCACGCUCCCUCGGACAGCUAUUUGCUUUAUGCGUUUCUUCACGCUCGAGCUCGGGGAGCUCACUGACACUCGCUACGAAUUGUCGAACUUGCCUUCACGCCACUUGGACACUUCACGGACACGGACACGGACUCGCUUGGGCUGUUGUCACGGACUA
Messenger RNA from Fomitopsis serialis, 2323 nucleotides. RefSeq lists its product as uncharacterized. Lineage: Eukaryota; Fungi; Basidiomycota; Agaricomycetes; Polyporales; Fomitopsidaceae. Gene Ontology annotation, cellular component: nucleus. The transcript has 10 exons. Bases 301 to 2052 code for a protein of 583 amino acids. Gene Ontology annotation, molecular function: DNA binding; DNA-binding transcription factor activity, RNA polymerase II-specific; zinc ion binding. Gene Ontology annotation, biological process: DNA-templated transcription; regulation of DNA-templated transcription. The record is from RefSeq and is a predicted model, not a curated record.